This is a messenger RNA of Phacochoerus africanus (Common warthog), 2774 nucleotides long. RefSeq names its product purinergic receptor P2Y11 (gene P2RY11). The transcript has 13 exons. The record is from RefSeq and is a predicted model, not a curated record. Gene Ontology annotation, cellular component: preribosome, large subunit precursor; plasma membrane. Bases 84 to 2468 code for a protein of 794 amino acids. NCBI's taxonomy places the organism in Eukaryota, Metazoa, Chordata, Mammalia, Artiodactyla, Suidae. Gene Ontology annotation, biological process: cellular response to ATP; calcium-mediated signaling; rRNA processing. Gene Ontology annotation, molecular function: rRNA binding; neurotransmitter receptor activity; G protein-coupled ATP receptor activity.
CGUAAGCGCCUCGUCGGCGCCGGAAAUGAGCGUGCGGCGACGGAAGCAGCCGGCAGAAGUGGCCUCGUGGAGAAGACAGCGACAUGGGGCAGUCCGGGCGGUCCCGGCACCAGAAGCGCGCUCGCGCCCAGGCACAUCUCCGCAACCUCGAGGCCUAUGCCGCGCAGCCACACUCGUUCGUGUUCGCUCGGGGCCGCGCUGGUCGCAGCGUCCGGCAGCUCAGUCUGGACUUGAGACGGGUCAUGGAGCCGCUCACCGCCACCCGCCUGCAGAUAAGAAAGAAAAAUUCUCUGAAAGAUUGCAUGGCAGUGGCCGGGCCCCUUGGGGUCACACACUUCCUGAUCUUGAGCAGAACAGAGACCAAUAUCUACUUUAAGCUGAUGCGACUCCCAGGAGGCCCCACCUUAACCUUCAGGAUCAACAAGUACACAUUGGUGCGUGAUGUAGUCUCCUCGCUACGCCGGCACCGCAUGCAUGAGCAGCAGUUUGCCCAUCCACCUCUCCUGGUGCUCAACAGUUUUGGUCCCCACGGCAUGCACGUGAAGCUCAUGGCCACCAUGUUCCAGAACCUGUUCCCCUCCAUCAAUGUGCACAAGGUGAACCUGAACACCAUCAAGCGCUGCCUUCUCAUCAACUACAACCCCGACUCCCAGGAGCUGGAUUUCCGCCAUUAUAGCAUCAAAGUUGUCCCUGUGGGUGCAAGUCGUGGGAUGAAGAAGCUUCUCCAAGAGAAGUUCCCCAACAUGAGUCGCUUGCAGGACAUCAGUGAGCUGCUGGCCACGGGCGCAGGGCUGUCUGAGAGUGAGGCAGAGCCAGAUGGCGAGCACAAUAUCACAGAGCUGCCCCAGGCUGUGGCUGGGCGUGGCAACAUGCGGGCCCAGCAGAGUGCAGUGAGGCUCACAGAGAUCGGGCCUCGGAUGACGCUGCAGCUCAUCAAGAUCCAGGAGGGUGUUGGAGAGGGGAACGUGCUGUUCCACAGUUUCGUGCACAAGACGGAGGAGGAGCUGCAGGCUAUCCUGGCAGCCAAGGAGGAGAAGCUGCGGCUCAAGGCCCAGAGGCAGGACCAGCAGGCCCAGAACAUCCAGCGCAAGCGGGAGCAGCGAGAGGCCCAUAAAAAGAAGAGCCUGGCAGGCAUGAAACGGGCACGGGCAGAGGCUAACGGGGACAGCGAUGCAGAGGACCCUGGCGCCCCCCCAGAGGCAGAGGGAGCCAGCCUUCGAGAGGAAGAGGAGGAUGAGGCUGAGUAUUUCCGACAAGCUGUGGGCGAGGAGCCUGAUGAGGACAUGUUCCCGAAGGCAACCAAGUGGAGGCGGCCCACUGGGCCCCCAGGCAAGAAGCGGCGGCAACACCCUCUGCCCACAGGUGAUAAGGACUGUCCAGCCCACUUCUCAGCGGCUGCUGACCGCAUCCUCAGUGGCUUCCAGGAAGACUUUCUGUGGCCCAUGCUGGUAGCUGAGUUCCUGGUGGCCCUUGCUGGCAACAGUCUGGCCCUGUACCGCUUCUGCACACGGGAGCAGCGCCCAUGGCACCCAGCCGUGAUCUUCUCCGCCCAACUGGCCAUCAGCGACCUGCUCUAUGCCCUGACACUACCCCCACUGGCUGCCUACUUCUACCCACCCAAACACUGGCGCUAUGGGGAGGUCACCUGCCGCCUGGAGCGCUUCCUCUUCACCUGCAACCUGCUGGGUAGCGUCAUCUUCAUCACCUGCAUCAGCCUCAACCGCUAUCUGGGCAUUGUCCACCCCUUCUUCACCCACAGCCAACUGCAGCCCAAGCACGCCUGGGCCAUCAGCACUGCUGGCUGGGUGCUGGCAGCCCUGCUGGCUGCACCCACACUCAGCUUCUCCCACUUGAAGAGGCCGAAGCAGGAAGGCAGGUGCACUGUGGCCACGCCGGAGGCCUGCAUCAAGUGCCUGGGAACAGCAGAUGACAACCAGCUCGAGGCCUACAGAGUCUAUGGCCUGGUGCUGCUGGCCCUGGGCUGUGGCCUGCCGCUGCUGCUCACCCUGGCAGCCUAUGGCGCCCUGGGGCGUGCCGUGCGGCGUAGCCACGGCAUGACAGCGGCCAACAAGCUGCACGUGAUAGUGCUGGUAGCCAGUGGUGUGGCCCUCUACGCUAGUUCCUAUGUGCCCUACUAUGUCACACAGGUGCUCAACGUGUAUGCCCGGCAGCGCUGGAGGGCCCUCUGCCCAGGCUUCACAAGCACAGCCCAGGCUGAGAAGGCGCUGGACUGGAGGACAUAUGUGGCCUACCAGGUAACACGGGGCCUCAUCCCCUUGGCCAUCUGCAUCCACCCGCUGCUCUACAUGGCGGUGGUGCCCAGCCUGGGCUGUUGCCGCCAACACUGCCUUGGCUGCAGGGAGGGCCAGACCCCGGAGAAGGCCGAGUGCUCCAGCCAAUCCCUGCCACUCAAUGUCACAGCUACUCCCAAAACCUCAGGGCCCCAGUCCCCUGAGUUGAGCCCAUGACCUGGACCAUCUCCAGUCCCCUCCUCAUCACCAGAUCCUGGGACCUGGCAACAGAAUAGGGGCUGAGAGCACAGCAGGCCCCUGGCCCUGAAUCCUCAACAGGCCCUAAGUGUACUCCUCCACAGAAAGGUCUAGGGUGGGACCAGGGAGCACCCAAGCCAGAGUGGCAGGAACUUCUGCCUCAGCACCAACUCUGGACAGGGCCAGGAAAUAAACCCACAUCAGGGAGGGGGAGGGGGGAGGGCAGGAUGGCCCCACCCCUCAACAGUGCGAGCAACAUCUGUGAAUAAAUGGAACAGCACUGGG